UUUUCCCCAAGGAAUCGCUAAACAAUUCAUCUAAAUUUUCCCUUUCAUCUUUCAAUUUGUAAGAGACUAUUUAUUCUUAUAACAAACCAAAAAAACAACACAAAACACAAACCCAUCUAAGCUGCUUCUGUAGCUAGUCUCUCUGUUUUCUUUUCUUCUUUAAUUCUAGGUUGUCCUCAUAAAAUCCAGUACAAGAAUGUGGUGGUGGUCAUCAUCGUCGACGAAAGUCCGAUCAAAUCUAGAGAGGUUUCUUAGAGGAAUCACUCCAAAACCUCCUUCUUCUUCUCUAUCGAAGAGUUGCGAGAAUGUCUUGAAUAAUUUAUGGACUCAACAUAGCAAAGAUGAGACUGAAUAUUUCAGGCUCAGUGAACUUUGGGACUGUUUUGAUGAGCUAAGUGCGUAUGGACUUGGAUCAAAGGUUGAGUUGAACAAUGGUGAAUCUGUUAUGCAAUACUAUGUUCCGUAUCUAUCGGCCAUUCAACUCUACACUAGCAAGUCUCCAGCCUUUUCCAGGAACCAGAGUGAUGUAGUUGAUUUUGAGAGUGAAUGCUGGAGUGAUGAUAGUGAGAUUGAAAAGUUGUCAAGGUCAACCAGUAGUGGUUCUAGCAAGAUAUGGGAUUCAGUUUCUGAUGACUCGGCUUAUGACACUCCUCUGUCAAUGCAAGAUAAGCUUGGUUGCAUUGAGUUUCAGUACUUUGAGUCAGCUAAACCGCACUUGCGAGUUCCUCUUACCACCAAGAUAAAUGAAUUGGCUGAGAAGUAUCCGAGAGUUAUGACUCUAAGGAGUGUUGAUUUGUCUCCAGCAAGUUGGAUGGCCAUUGCUUGGUAUCCAAUAUACCAUAUUCCAUCUCAGAAGACAGAUAAAGACUUAUCAACGUGUUUCUUGAGUUAUCAUACGCUGUCUUCGGCAUUGCAAGGUAAUUUGGUAGAGGGAGACGAUGAGAACAACAAAAGUAUGGAAGAAGAAGCAUUGUCAUGUGAUGAUGAACCAAUGGUGACCAAGAGACUCCCUUUGGCUCCUUUUGGUUUAGUUACAUACAAAAUGCAAGGAGGUUUGUGGGGGAAACAAGAAUCUGGAGACAAAGAACGUUUAGUUUAUCUUGGAAGAGCAGCGGAGUCAUGGCUGAAACAGCUUAAUGUUCACGAUCACCAUGACUACAGCUUUUUCUCUCUAAACAAGAGCUUGUAAAACCUCUGUUUUUCUGCUCGGUUUUUUAGUUGUUUUCUUAGAGCAUCUUCAUCGCUCGUUUCUACGCGAGUUUUUUGGGACAAAAGUUGGUGUAGGUCCCACCAAUAACGAAAAUACGUUGCCUUUUG
Eruca vesicaria subsp. sativa (arugula) is the source of this 1317-nucleotide messenger RNA. The record is from the annotation of a GenBank genome assembly. Lineage: Eukaryota; Viridiplantae; Streptophyta; Magnoliopsida; Brassicales; Brassicaceae.